UGUUUUGGAUAAAAUAAACACUCGGAAAGGACGCGGGGUGGCGCUGCAGCAUUAGAAGUAGAAGGCGGAAAGCUACCAGGCGGCGCUCCUUUAGCCAGAUGCUCUGCUAAAGAAGCAAGCGGGAAGGGGAGGCUUUCUAAGGCGGUCGCUCCGGGAAAUCAGGGCCCUAGGCAUCUCCACUUAUCCCAGUAUUUGCGAGAUACUGGGAGAUAGAGUCAGCGACAACGCGAGCCCGGGCUGGGCCAGGUUUGCUGAGACCAGAAGGCGAUGGAGCCCGGAGAGGGAAAGGAACGCUGUCUCAAACAAAGGCAAGUCUUGAUAUUCUUUGUUUUGCUGGGCAUAGCUCAGGCUGGUGCCGAGCCUAGGCACUAUUCAGUGGCCGAGGAAACAGAGAGUGGCUCUUUUGUGGCCAAUUUGUUAAAAGACCUGGGGCUGGAGGUAGAUGAGCUAGCUGCGCGAGGGCCUCGGGUCAUUUCCAAAGGGAAAAAAUUGCGUUUGCAGUUGGAUAGGCAGACCGGGGAUUUGCUGUUAAAUGAGAAACUGGACCGGGAGGAGCUGUGCGGGCCUACAGAGCCCUGUGUACUACCUUUCCAGGUGUUAUUGGAAAAUCCCUUGCAGUUUUUUCAGGCCGACCUACGGAUUAGGGACAUAAAUGAUCACUCCCCGGUUUUCCUAGACAAAGAAAUAAUUUUGAAAAUUUCAGAAAGUAUCCCUCUCGGAACUACUUUCCUCAUAGAACGUGCACAGGACUUAGAUGUAGGAAGCAACAGUCUCCAAAGUUACACAGUCAGCCCCAAUUCGCACUUCCAUCUUAAAUUACAAAACAGUUCCGACGGCAUAAUCUUACCACAGCUGGUGCUGGACAAAGCGUUGGAUCGAGAGGAACAGCCUGAGAUCAGAUUAACCCUCAUGGCACUAGAUGGCGGGACUCCACCCAGGUCGGGCACCGCCCUGGUCCGCAUUGAAGUCUUGGACAUCAAUGAUAACGCCCCCGAGUUUGCAAAGCUGCUCUAUGAGGUGCAGGUCCUGGAAAACAGCCCCAUUGGAUCCCAGGUUGCCAUCGUCUCUGCUAGAGAUUUAGACAUCGGAGCCUAUGGAGAAAUAUCUUAUGUAUUUUCCCAAGCCUCUGAAGAUAUUCGCAAAACUUUUCGCAUAAAUCCAAAAUCGGGAGAACUCCUUUUAACACAGAAAUUGGAUUUCGAAUCCAUUCAGACUUACACAUUAAAUAUUCAGGCGACAGAUGGUGGAGGCCUUUCUGGAAGUUGUGUGGUGUUCGUCCAAGUGAUGGAUUUGAAUGACAACCCUCCGGAACUGACCAUGUCAACACUUAUCAGUGAGAUCGCAGAAAACUUGCAGGAGACCAUAAUUGCAGUCUUCAGUGUUUCAGAUCCUGACUCGGGAGACAAUGGAAGGAUGGUUUGCUCCAUCCAAGAGGACCUUCCUUUCUUCCUUAAACCUUCUGUUGAGAAUUUUUACACGCUAGUGACAUACACAGCCCUAGACCGAGAGACAAGAUCAGAAUAUAACAUUACCAUCACGGUCACCGACAUGGGAUCCCCCAGGCUGAAAACCCAGCACAACAUAACCCUGCUGGUCUCCGACGUCAAUGACAACGCCCCCGCCUUCACCCAAACCUCCUACACCCUGCGGGUCCGCGAGAACAACAGCCCCGCCCUGCACAUCGGCACCGUCAGCGCCACAGACGCAGACGCAGGCGCCAACGCCCAGGUCACCUACUCGCUGCUGCCGCCCCACGACCCGCACCUGCCCCUCGCCUCCCUCGUGUCCAUCAACGCGGACAACGGGCACCUGUUCGCCCUGCGGUCCCUGGACUACGAGGCCCUGCAGGCCUUUGAGUUCGGCGUGGGCGCCACAGACCGAGGCUCGCCGGCGCUGAGCAGCCAGGCGCUGGUGCGCGUGCUGGUGCUGGACGACAACGACAACUCGCCCUUCGUGCUCUACCCGCUGCAGAACGGCUCGGCGCCCUGCACCGAGCUGGUGCCCAGGGCGGCCGAGGCGGGCUACCUGCCCUACCUGCCGCUGCCGGAGGCGGCGGCCGAGCAGGCGCAGGCCGACCCGCUCACCGUCUACUUGGUCAUCGCCCUGGCCGCGGUGUCGUCGCUCUUCCUCUUCUCGGUGCUCGCGUUCAUCGCGGUGCGGCUGUGCGGGAGGAGCAGGGCCGCCUCGCUGGGUCGCUGCUCGGUGCCUGAGGGCCACUUUCAGGGCCACCUGGUGGACGUCGGCGGAACUGGGACCUUGUCCCAGAGCUACCAGUAUGAGGUGUGUCUGAGGGGAGGCUCUGGGACCAGCGAGUUCCAGUUCCUCAAGCCGAUUCUCCCCAACUUCCUUGCUCAGGGUGAGGAGAGGGUUAGUGAGGCAAACCCCAGUUUCAGGGAUAGCUUUGAAUUCAGUUAAGUAUUAAUUAAUAAGGAUCUACUGAGCCUAGUCUCAGUUAAUUUGUGGAAAGUCCUUUUUUACUGCCUUGCACAUUGGGGCUGUUUCUUUUCAUUUAAAUGUAACUGUCAUAUUCCAAUUCAGUGCAUGUUACUUGUGUUAUUAGUGUUGC
Molecule: messenger RNA, 2566 nt
Organism: Ceratotherium simum simum (southern white rhinoceros)
Lineage: Eukaryota; Metazoa; Chordata; Mammalia; Perissodactyla; Rhinocerotidae
Source: RefSeq, a predicted model, not a curated record